GAUAACAUAUUUUUUAGUCUUUGGUUAACAUCGGCGCCGAAAUGAAAAGUAAGAGGUUCCGCGACCGUUCAGCGGUGUGGACCGGGCCUUAUAGUCAGUGGGCCGACCUAUCUGAGACGUUUGAAAUAGAGCACAGAGAUUAGAAGAAAUCCGCCUGUGGGCCGAUGCUUGUCAGACCUUAUGAAUAGAAUGCGACAUUACGAUCUCAGGCCGACAUCGGCAUCUGGGUACAUACACAGACUGUCACCCAUGCACAUGCACAUAGACAAUACCUACAGUGCAUACACAGACGGCCAUCAACCAACAAAUUGCACAAUGUACAACACUCCUGUAGUCAUCAUAAUGGUGUACAUAAUAUGUGCAGUAAGAGUAAAGCAGGCUUAUCAACAUAAAGCCAUCAUAAAGUGUACAUGUGUAGCAUACAAAUUAUGCGUACAGAUAUCCCGAUGCCAUGUUGAACAUGUCGGUAGCAAAAACCGGAAGAGGUGAUACACUGCUUCGACGAACACUUCCGGUAACCGAUUCCGCUGUGGUAAAGGCCUAUACGUUCGCCUGUUCAUCCCCGUUUCUGUCACAGUGUUUUGGCGUGAGAAUUGUUUGGGCAGCGUGCAGUGGCGUCGCCUGGCCUGGGCAUUUGAUUAUUUUUUCUUAAGCCCCGAAUAAUUCUCCACUUUGAGCGGUUUGUCACUACGUAACUGAACGUCAUAUGGUAGCCUAAAUCAAAUCCAAACCCUUCCUUUCUUCUCCAAUAUUCACAUUUUUUAAAGAAGUGCGUAGCCCUCGCAUGCAAGAAAAAAAUGCAUGGAAACAGUCUAUUUAGAAGUACGUUUUUAAAAGUGUUUCGGAGAAGAAUCUGGGCUCAGCCCCUGAUGGUUAACAGUCCAGCCAACCCCCCAGGCAGCGUGUGAGCGUGAGAUUGAAGGUGAAAGUGAGUGUCACAAGCCAGAAGCGUGAGAGUUGGCAACCUUGAUGUGAGCGGGACAUGAAAGAUAUCUGCUUGACACUACGAUUACAAAGAAUGACCACUCACUGUCAAGCUUUCAGAAUGCCAAGAAGGAUCUAUGCUGAAGCUAUGCUUUUUUGUAUAAUAGUGUGCCAGUAUGGGUGCAGUGAGGGGGUGGCAGAGACAGCGACUGGUUCCACCAUCAAAGGGAAAGUGGGGGAGAGCAUCACGUUUCCUUUCUUCGCUGAGGGCAACCAAAGCUACAGAGUUGACCUACUUUUUAAUAAUACAUUUAACAUCCUUAAAUGGUAUCCUCAACCAUUCAUUAAUGUACGAGAACAAUAUAAGGGAAGGGUCAGCAUUGGCAAUGACUCGAUAUGGCUGAACAAAUUGAGCCUAUCAGAUUCUGGCCUUUAUCAAGUUAAAAUUGAGUAUACAUCUGCAGGUUUUAAGCCACCGGAGUACACAUACUUUUACCUGCGGGUUUUUGAGCCCGUCUCUAAACCCAGCAUCACAGCUGAGUGCCUGGGGAGUAAUGUCAGUCUGAGCUGCUUCAGCAGUCAAGGGACUGAAGUGGCUUACAGCUGGGAAACUCUGCCCCCUUGUGGUAAUGACAGCUGUGUGCACCUGGGCCAAGCAAUAGACCUCCAAUUACACUCCCUUUCUCCAUCCACAACAUACACGUGUACAGCCCAUAACCCUGUCAGCAGAGCCACCAGCGAUUCUGUUGAUCUGGAAAUGUGCUUCCCUCAACAAUCACAAGUUAGAUGGGUUCCAGCCUUGUGUGCCACAUCAGCAUUCCUUGUAUUCGGAGUACUAAUACUGCUGUACAAGAGGAAAAAGCACCAACAGUAUAAAAGUGAAACAAUUCAAGUGGGAGUUGAUGAGCCGGUCCUGGAAGAGGAGCCACCACCAAAACCUGCUAAGAUCUGGAAAACGCUCGUGUGGACAGAAGAGACCACAAUUAUCUUGUAUCAGAGUGUUGGCAUGAGCAAAUUCUUGAGGCCAAUAUGAACUGCCCAGGAUCCAAAGCACCCCCUCACGUGUGAAACAUGGUGAUGGGGGUGUUAUGAUUUGGGCAUAUAUGGCUGCCACAGAUAUAGGCUCUCUUGUCUUCAUUGAUGAUGCAACUGCUGAUAGUGGUAGCAGAAUGAAUUUUGAAGUGUACAAAAGCAUCUUAUUUACACAAGUUCAACCAAAUGCCUCCAAACUCAUAGGACAGUGUUUCAUCCUACAGCAAGAAAAUAAUCCAAAACAUAUUGCUAAAGCAACAUAGGAGCUUUUAAAAGCUAAAAACUGGAAUAUUCUUGAUUGGCCAAGCCACUCACCAGAUCAGUAUCCAACUGAAUAUGUGUUUCAUGUGCUGAAGAUAAAACUUAAUGCACCUAGCCCCCAAAAUAUGCAGCAGAUGGCUGCAGUACAGGCUGCGCAGCGCAUCACCAGAGAAGAUACAGUGCACCUUGUGAUAUCUAUCGCACACUUCAAUCAGUCAUUGCAUGCAAAGGAUAUGCGACAAAACACCAAACGUGACUACUUUCAUUUACAGAGCAUACUGAAGUGUCAAAUCAAUCAUUUGUCUUGGCUUCAUGUAUUAUGGAGGCCACUGUAUAAGGAUUAAUGAAAACCCAGUUUCCUUCAUGCAUCAUACCAGAUUGUGGAUACUUUAUGUAUUUUUGUCUAGCUCAUCAAUCUACCUGCUCAUAUUGCAACAGCAUAAUGUGUUUUUGUUAGCUGUUCAACCUAACCUCAGUGUGGUCUGUCCUUAACUUUGAAUAACAUGCUAGUUUAAAUUUUUUUUUUAAAGCUUUGACACUUUUGAUAUUUAAGAAAACUUUUGUUAAUUAAUUUAGCAAAGUUAUGCCUGGACAAACUGCACGACAUUGCAAUCGCAGACGGGGGGUUAUUAAUUAGUGUGUAUGCAAAUGUACCCAUAGGUUGCAUCUGCUGAUAAUAAAAAGUGAAAACAAUGUAAACACAAUAUGAGCACUCAUUCAUAAGGUGUCUUGAAGUCAGCCAGCUUGUUUUCUGUAAAAAUGUUGAGGACUGACGAUGAGACGCAAGUCUUCAUUUUUGUACUCUAAUUAUUAAAUGCUGCGCAAUACAUGGAUGGCAGAAAACAACAAAAUAGCAAUUUGUUUAAGGCUGCAGCAGGCAAAAUAAAAAAUGCCAAGUUCAGUCGAGCCACAGAACAAAGUAAACACAGAUGGAAGAGCCUGAAAGUAAUUAUUAAUCACAGUAGGCUACAAUUAUUAAAGAUAGGAUUGUAUAUGGGGAAUCUGGCAAUAGAUCUUCAUUUUGGGGCCCACCAUAGCCUAAAUAAAAUAACGUGAUUAAUUGCGUUCUCAACGUUUAACAUGCCAGGGAACAGGACCCAACAACAAACAUUCAUGUUGGGUGGGACAUUUAUACAUUGAACAGCAAUAUAGCUGCUAGUGUUGGGGACCUGGAGUGGUGUCCAGAAGAUUGCAUGUUCUGUGCCUGGUGAAGAGCUAUUGGCUGCAAAUACAUUUACGUAGCAUUGAGUUGCUUUUAUAAAUGUUAUGCUAAUGGAUGUAAGGUAGGCCAUGUCACCCUAAUUAAGGGUCAGAGCUGCAAAUGAAUUACAUGUUUGAAAUAAAUGAGUAAAAAAAUGAAUAAACAAACAA
This is a messenger RNA of Anguilla rostrata (American eel), 3588 nucleotides long. RefSeq names its product T-lymphocyte surface antigen Ly-9-like. Bases 983 to 1957 code for a protein of 324 amino acids. The record is from RefSeq and is a predicted model, not a curated record. The transcript has 6 exons. NCBI's taxonomy places the organism in Eukaryota, Metazoa, Chordata, Actinopteri, Anguilliformes, Anguillidae.